AUGCCCCAUCUUCAAGAUAUCUUCGAUAGGGUCGAGAUCAAGGAUGUGAAAAAUUUCAUCAAAGGCCAGUAUUUCACUUUUCCAUCAUCUGUAUUGAUCUUCUACAGAGAUGGUGAAAGCUUCAGCAUUGACCUUGCUGGGCAUGUUGGAAAUGACAAUGGGGCUUUCUGUGUUCCGGGAGAGAACUUCCACAAAUCCUCAAAUGGAUCGAGAGUUGAAGAUAAUGGUGGGGGUUGGGAGCUUGCGUCUGGGCUCAGAGAGGCCUGCUCGUCGUCAUAUUGGUUAGCAAAAUUGAAGCUAGAUGAUUACAUCGAGUUUCAAGAUGGUCAACUUGUAUUCAUGUCAUGGGACAUACAGGGCAAUGAUGAAAAAGGAAAUCGAGCUGACAAAGAGCAUUUAACAUCAACCAAUGAAGAGGACGCAGCCGAUGAAGAGGGCCCAGAAACAACAAAUCGCCUUAAUGUUGGGCAGACCUUAGAGCUCGGCGACAGGCUUGUUUCCGACAAUGGUGAAUGGACUCUGUUGUUCCAGAGCAACGGAAACCUGGUUCUCUAUAGCAGCGGCAGUGCCUACUGGCAGUCCAAUACAACGAAUAAUUCCUCGGGAACUGGAUCAUUCAACGUUCGACUUGAAGAAGACGGGAACUUUGUUGUCGCGCGAGAGGGUGGAGGCCGGAAUCGCUGGGAGAGUGAAAGCAAUGACUAUGGCGCUAUUACACCGUAUAUUCUGGUCCAGGAUUAUGGCGAUGUUUGCCUAUAUGAUGAAGAAGUCGAGGGUUGCCAUUGGUCAGCGCGUGAUAUCUAG
This is a messenger RNA of Penicillium waksmanii, 804 nucleotides long. Its product is annotated as bulb-type lectin domain-containing protein. Bases 1 to 804 code for a protein of 267 amino acids. Lineage: Eukaryota; Fungi; Ascomycota; Eurotiomycetes; Eurotiales; Aspergillaceae. The transcript has 7 exons. The record is from RefSeq and is a predicted model, not a curated record.